This is a messenger RNA of Ceratosolen solmsi marchali, 829 nucleotides long. RefSeq names its product Replication protein A2. Gene Ontology annotation, biological process: nucleotide-excision repair; DNA replication; double-strand break repair via homologous recombination. Gene Ontology annotation, molecular function: single-stranded DNA binding. Gene Ontology annotation, cellular component: site of double-strand break; chromosome, telomeric region; DNA replication factor A complex. The transcript is spliced from 2 exons. Lineage: Eukaryota; Metazoa; Arthropoda; Insecta; Hymenoptera; Agaonidae. Bases 18 to 791 code for a protein of 257 amino acids. The record is from RefSeq and is a predicted model, not a curated record.
AAAAAGAAUACGAAAUCAUGUGGAACAAUUUUAACAAUUCAAUGCAAAAUGAGGGCGGAUUUAUGGACACAACGACUAAUGAAUCGGCUACUCAAGGGGAAACUAAACCAGGAUUUAACAGAGCUAAUCAUUGCAUUCCUGUGAUGAUUGCUCAGAUGCUUAGAUACGGAGAACAAUUGACAAUUUGGGGAACAGCUACACGGGUCGUCACAUUUGUCGCUGUUGUUCGUCACGUCGAACCCUAUAGUACUAAAAUUACCUUCGAUUUUGAAGAUGAAUCGGGUUCUAUAAAAGGUAUUAAAUGGUUGGAAGGUGAUGAUAUUGAUUAUGAAUCACCGGUCAAAGUUAAUUCUUAUGCGAGAAUUUUUGGAUUAAUUCGAAACCAAGACGAUGAAAAUUAUGUUCUCAUUUGUAAUAUUCAGCCUAUGGAACAUCUGAAUGAAUUACUCACUCACUUGAUGGAGGUGACUGCAGUGUGUUUAGAAGGUGAAAAAAUGGUGAAUGAAACUGCAUCGAGUGACUUUUCAAUGUUAGAUGGUUCAUCUCAUAAUAAUGCUAAUCAGUGUCAACGUGGAGCAAGUAAUGGAAAUAUAAGUGGUUUGAACGACGAGCAACAGAUGAUUUUAGAUAUUAUUCAAGAUAGUGAUUCGGAAUAUGGAGCAGAACGAAGUGCCAUUAAAUCUCGCGUUGCACCACAUGUAGCUUCCAGAGUGGAUCAAAUUCUAGAAUUUCUCGCUGCCGAAGGUCAUGUUUACACCACCAAGACUGAUGAUUUUUACAAAGCCAUAUAAAUACGAUCAAAAUUUUAUUAUGUUAAUUUAAUUAUUUG